AUGACUUCAGCGCUUCUUCAGACUGAAGAAACACAAUAUUGCUUUGAGAAUAUUAAUGGAUCCUGCUAUAAAACAUCGUGGUCUUCUGGAAUCCGCAUAACUUUGUACGUUGUGCUUAGUUUUCUGACAAUUCUUACACUAGGUGGUAACCUAAUGGUAAUGAUUUCAAUUGCUUAUUUCAAACAGCUUCACUCUCCUACAAAUAUUUUGCUUGCCUCCUUGGCAUGUGCUGAUUUUUGUUUGGGUCUGACUGUGCUGCCCUUCAGCAGUAUAAGAUCUGUCGAAACAUGCUGGUAUUUUGGGGAAACAUUCUGUAGAUUCCAUAGUUCUUUAGAAGUAACUUUUUGUUAUUCAUCAAUAUUUCACUUAUGUUUCAUCUCUGUUGAUCGCUACGUUGCUGUUACUGAUCCUUUAAUUUACCCUCUCAAGUUCACAGUGACAGUUUCAGGCAUAUUCAUAGCUGUUGCCUGGACAUUUUCGUUAGUAUUCAGUUUUUCGGUUGUCUUCACUGGGGCUAAUGACAAAGGGAUACAAGAGUUAAUAAAUGCCCUCUCCUGUGUAGGCAGCUGUCAGAUUCUCUUUAACAAAACAUGGGUGGUUGUAACCUCUCUCCUUUAUCUAAUACCUUUUUUUACAACAAUAGUACUUUACAGCAAGAUCUUUGCUGUGGCUAAACGACAAGCUAGAAUGAUAGAGAUGAAGAGCAACAACAGCCAGUCGUCUGAAACUUACAGUGACAGAGUUAGCAGAAGAGAGAGGAAAGCUGCUAAAACCAUUGGUAUUGCUGUGAUUGCUUUUGUGGUAUUUUGGUUACCUUAUUCUAUAACUGUAAUAACUGAUGCUUUUUUUAACUUCAUAACACCACCCCUUCUCUUUGACAUUGUGGUUUGGUUCACUUAUUCCAACUCUGCCGUUAAUCCUUUGAUUUACUCUGUCUUUUAUCCUUGGUUUCGAAAAGCAAUGAAAGUGAUUGUGAGCUGUAAAAUGCUCCGGCUUGAUUGUUCAACGAUGAAUUUAUUUCCAAACUGAAAACCUGUCCGAUUCUGCAUACAGCUGCUCACUUCACAUUUCUCAGGCAUUCCCCUCUUCAUAAAA
This is a messenger RNA of Chelonia mydas (Green sea turtle), 1095 nucleotides long. Its product is annotated as trace amine-associated receptor 7a-like. Gene Ontology annotation, biological process: G protein-coupled receptor signaling pathway. NCBI's taxonomy places the organism in Eukaryota, Metazoa, Chordata, Testudines, Cheloniidae. Bases 1 to 1029 code for a protein of 342 amino acids. Gene Ontology annotation, molecular function: trace-amine receptor activity. The transcript has a single exon. The record is from RefSeq and is a predicted model, not a curated record. Gene Ontology annotation, cellular component: membrane.